GGUUGUUAGUAGGAAAACAAUAAUUGAGUUGGUUGGUUAAUGCUGCAUCGAAAAUGGACGGAGUUGUAAAGGAGAACUUUGCUGGCAUUGAAGGAACAUACCUCCUUUCUUUAACGUUAUACUUGACGCGAUUUGUUGGAUUCGUUGAAAACAGUUUAAAGGUACCAUUUUAUCAUGUCAUUUUGGAAACAAUUUUAAUUUUGUGGAUCAUCAGACUUUUGACAACAAAGAGUUACACUCCGAGAGAACAAAGAUUGAAGCUCAGCAAAGAGGAGGAAGAAGCAUUGAUUGAAGAUUGGAAACCUGAGCCAUUAGUUCCCAAAAAGAAGAUAUGUGAUUAUGUUGUUAAUCCCAAGAUUGUCAAAGGAAAAGCUGGCAUUAGAAUGAACAUUGAUGGCAAAGACUGCCUCAAUCUUGCAACUUUCAAUUUCUUAGGGUUUAUUGGCAAGAAAGAAAUAGAGGAUUCAGCUAUUGAUACAUUGAGAAAAUAUGGUCUAGGGGCAUGUGGUCCAAGAGCUUUCUAUGGCAGCAUUGAUGUCCAUCUCCAUCUAGAAGAAAAGAUUGCUUCUUAUCUUGGCACACAAGAGGCUGCUUUGUAUUCUUAUGGCUUUUCAACCGUUGCUAGUGUUAUACCAGCAUAUUCUAAAAGGACUGACGUUAUAUUUUGUGAUGAUGGAGUAGGAUUUGCAAUUCAGAAGGGAAUUAUGGCAUCAAGAAGCAAAGUUUAUUGGUUUAGACAUAAUGAUAUGAUGGACCUCGAAAGGAUAUUGAAAGAGCAGGAAGAGAGAGAUAUCAAGAACCCGAAGAAAGCUAAAUCGACGAGAAGGUUUUUGGUAGUUGAAGGGAUUUAUGCAAACUAUGGGGAUAUUGCCCCCUUGCCAAAAUUGGUUGAGUUGAAAAACAGGUAUAAAGUUCGCAUGAUUGUGGAAGAAACAAUGUCAUUUGGUGUGCUUGGUAGACAUGGCAAAGGAAUCACUGAGCAUUAUGGGAUACCCGUUGAAGAGGUUGAUCUUAUCGCGGUCUCUUUAGAAACAUCUCUUGCCACGGUUGGUGGAUUUUCUGCUGGUUCAUCGUUCAUUGUUGAUCAUCAGCGCUUAUCGGGUCAAGGGUAUGCCUUCUCUGCAUCACUUCCCCCACUUCUUGCAACCGCUGCGAAUUCGGCAUUGGAUAUAAUGAACAAGCAUCCAGAAAUGUUUGAAAGGACUCGGAAGAAUGCAAGUCUUUUAAGGGACGAGCUAAAAGGGAUUACUGGUCUGAGCGUAGAAGGGGAUUUGAUUUCACCAAUUAUCCAUCUUCGUCUGAUUAAAGAAAAUUCAGAAAAGUCGCGUCAAGAGCAAGAAAGGAUUCUUCAGAAGAUUGUCGAUGAGGCUCUUGAAGAUGGUGUUGCUUUGACAUUGGCUAGAUAUCUCAACGACCAGGAACUUCAUUUACCCUUGGCAAGCAUCCGCAUAACGGUCAACAGUGAACUUUCAUCUGAAGACAUCACUGAGAGUGCGGAAAAAAUCAAACUGGCCGCCAAAAACGUUCUUGUUUAGGCCACUGGAUGUUUUUAGAAUAGAAGAGUAAAUAUUUGCUACGGUGUCAAUAAAUGAAAGCAAUAAUUCGAGUCAAUAAUAUUUUCUACUAAUAACAUAUUUUAUUACGCUUUCAGAAACAUAUUUAAGCAUUUUGAUUGAAGGGCUGACUGGUCUUCAUAGUUAUUGCUGUUCCAAAGUUAUCGUUCACAAGUAAAACUUUUAACGUUUAUAAUGCACAGUUCGAGCUUUUUGUUAGUAACUCCCUAUCACUGUGUAGGAAUAUGAUGUCAUUUGCGUUCAUUCGUCUGCAAGUUGGAAAAUCACUUUUUGCCACGCUUUAUAAAGUCCUAUCUUCUUUACACGGAUGUUUCUUGUAUAUCUGCCAUUUUUCUUGAAAUAAAACGAGUUGUCAAUUUUCAA
Messenger RNA from Rhopilema esculentum, 1937 nucleotides. NCBI's taxonomy places the organism in Eukaryota, Metazoa, Cnidaria, Scyphozoa, Rhizostomeae, Rhizostomatidae. The record is from RefSeq and is a predicted model, not a curated record.